Messenger RNA from Owenia fusiformis, 1475 nucleotides. The record is from the annotation of a GenBank genome assembly. Lineage: Eukaryota; Metazoa; Annelida; Polychaeta; Sabellida; Oweniidae.
AUGAUACUACUAGCUGACUCGUAUUUACCAGUGCCACCAAGAGAUCUAGAAAACAAUGAGAAGUUAGAGUCUCAAUCUGGUGAUAUGAACAAAGAUGGUUCAUUAAUCCUUGAAGCUUUGAACCGUAUUGAAAACAAUCUAGAUACAGUAUUGACCAACCUGGAGAGAAGUAAUCUAGAUUACGAUUUUAACAAUAUGCUGAACCUCGAAAAAAUCAACACUGAUAACGAUCCAAACAACAAAGAUGCCAUUCAUAGCAACAGUCGUAAAACAAAAAUAGAAAGUCCAGUUACACGUGUUGACACUACCGCUAAAGUUGAUGACUUACAAUUUGAAUGUCACGCAGUCAAACUCAAAGGGAUCUUUGACAGUCCAUUCCCUUUGUGUACAUAUACAGCUGAAGAGGAUAAAUGGGUGUCCGGGGAAUUCCUUAAAAACAGCUAUUGGGAAAGGUCUAUUGUAAAAGCCAUAAUGAACCAGCUGUCGGAUAACCCUGACUGGGGAUUUGUUGAUGUUGGUGCUAACAUUGGCACAUACACCAUCCCUGCUUUAAAACUUGGAGCCAAGGUUAUCGCCAUUGAAGCAAUGCAAGGAAAUGUUGAUAGAAUAUCUCGUUCUGUUCAACUCAAUGACCUGCAUGAGAAUCUUACACUUCUGCAUAACGCAGUAUAUGAUGUCCACACGGAAUUUACUUUCAGGCUAGAUUCUGCAAAUGUUGGAGGGACAUCUGUUGUCAAAUUAAAAACAAAAGAAGGAAGGGGUCAGACAAAACAUGCAAACGAGACUGUGUUCUCUGUAUUCCUCGACGAAAUACAUCCGUUUGUAGAUUUCAAAGAAGCAAUUAUGAAAAUUGAUAUAGAAGGUUCAGAACUGCAUGCUUUUGAAAAAGCAGGUGAUUUGUUAGACAAAGUACGAUUUAAUGAAAUAUACAUGGAAUGGAUGCUUAUUAAAACCUCAAAUGGUUCAGGAGAAUUUGUAGAGAGCAUGUUACAAAGAGGUUACAGCGUCUAUGACGUGAAUAAACCGUACAAAAAAUUGACAUUAACAGAAUUGCAAAAUUACACGAAGGACAUUAUAUGGAAAUUGUGUUAAAUACUUUCUAGAAUAGAACCAAUCUGUUCCGUGAUUUUAUGGAAUAGCGCCAGCGUGCUGUAAAUCAUCAUUAAUAACAGAUCCCUUGCCUGAAAUCCUUUUGUAAUCGCCAACAACAGCCUUUGUCGAGUUAAAACCAUUUAGCAAUUGUCAUCUUUGUUACAACUCCAGGAUCAUUUUCUAAUGCAAUUUCACUGGGAAUUGAAUAAUUACUCGCCCUUUGACGCAGUGAGACUAUUAUGGCAUUGAUUACAAUAUUCUCCAUAUGCGAGAUAGGUUUAGGAUGAUGGAAUUAUCUGUUUCCAAGCAAAUGGUUUCUGAUUGAUUUCCUUUUCAAUUUAUUUUAAAUGAGGAUUAAACUUUUGGUGUAAGGUAAUAUGGUA